ACCUGCCUUUGUUUAGUAAUUAGUGUCCCCACCAGGUGUUUCGGUUAAUCACUCUCCUUUUAUAGUUUUCAGUCACCCAGCACUCGUCACUGGGUCAAUGUUCACCUUUCGCCACAUUUACCUUACUUCUUGUUUUUCACCACGCUUACGUGUUUUUCCGUACUCUAGAACUCCUCGCUGUUCUCCCUUGGUGACAAUUAGAUAUUUUUUUUUGCUCCACGCUCGUUUAGCGUCUGAGCUUUUUGUAUUUUGUUGUCCUGCCUAAGGUAAUUAAAACUCAAACCUACCUGCACGCUGCUCCUGCUUGCCUUUCUGCAUUGGAGGGAACACGACCAUCGCAGCCGUGCCAUCCCAACGCCAGAUGUGGUACCGUGCUUCAUCACUCCCCUCCCACUUCUUCUCUUCCACCGCACAGACCUCCCCUCCCCAUCCUCGCUCUCUCGUUCUCUCUCUCACACACACACACGCACACACACACACACACACACACACACACACACACACACACUCUCUCCUCCGGACUACACGCUGCAGCAAGCCCAGGACAAAGACUUUGAAGAGAGCUACAAGACAAGUGUCUCCCAGCUGACGCCGCAGUGGACAUUUCCCGCCUGGUCGGAGGACGCGUCAUCAUGAACUCUGCCUGCUACUUCUUGCCUGUUGCUCUCAUCCUGAUGGUGAGCCCUGGCUCUAUUACUGCAGUUUCAACCAGAAGGUGUCAUUCCAUCUACAAGAGCUUUGCCCGUUGUCUCAUGGCUUUGGGCGACAGUAUGACGGACAACACAGGCAAGGGCGAAGACACACAUGAGAUACAUUCCAUCUGCAGGUCUUGGGAUGAGUUUCAUGACUGUGCCAACGCAGCGAUGGCCGGCUGUCCGGAAGAAGCAGCGACCGUGUGGGAGUCUCUCCGCCAGGAAUCCAAGAAGAUGCAGUUUUCAGGAAACCUCUACGACAUGUGCUCCAACCGCAACAGUCACACAUUAUCCUCUGCGUCCCCGCCUGGUUCCCACAUCCAGGGAGAGCUCAACCAAGAGUCUUUAAAAGGGCGAGUCGGUCGUGUGUCAGUCUGCUACCGCCUUCUCCUGCUUAUGUCUUUUCUUCUGCUACACCUGCUUUAAAGUCAACUCCCUCAACAAGGGGACUUUUGAAAAUAUGAACUAGGUGCAUCCUUCUCUCCAACGUCCAGCCCUGUUCACCUUUUCCUCAACAUUAGCAGAGAGGAUUGCUCGCUUUCUUUCUGUAUUUCAUAAUCUCUUUUCAUACAGCCAUAACGGGACACUGUGCUAAACUGCAACAUGUAUAUACAGUAGUUAAACAGAUGUGUGUAGCAGCUGAGGCAGAUGUGUACACAAAUGCUCCUCUGCGACCGCAAAUUGUCACUGUGUUCUCCCGGGACUCCAUGCUUGAUAAGUCCGACCCAGUUUAUGAGCCAACGCAUAACAUUCCUGGAUUGAUCAGAUCCCACUAGAAUUUAAAACUGCCCCACUCAAAAUGCAUCCAGUCAGUGCACAUAAUAAUGCUAUUGCAAUUUUCUCUUCGGUUCUACUGAUUACAGGAAGAACUAUCUUGGAAAAUAAUAUCAAUUUCAUCUUUUGUCUCAAUACACAUUCUACCUAAAAGGUACGGAGGGUCAAAUGAAACAACGUUAAAAAAAAACAACAAAUCUUUUAAAAUACAGUCAUUACUUUGUUUGUCAUUAAUCGUAAUUGGAAUCAAAGGGAAACUAAACUGCUCUUGUUUUGGAAUUUUGUCUUAUCAUUCACAAUCAUUACGUAAAACAACAAGAUAGAUGUCCGUCCAUCCAUCCAUCCGUUUUC
Molecule: messenger RNA, 1817 nt
Organism: Entelurus aequoreus (snake pipefish)
Lineage: Eukaryota; Metazoa; Chordata; Actinopteri; Syngnathiformes; Syngnathidae
Gene: nrn1la
Product: neuritin 1-like a
Exons: 4
Coding region: 633-1118 (161 amino acids)
Biological process (GO): nervous system development; neuron projection extension
Cellular component (GO): plasma membrane
Source: RefSeq, a predicted model, not a curated record